Molecule: messenger RNA, 2270 nt
Organism: Aspergillus glaucus CBS 516.65
Lineage: Eukaryota; Fungi; Ascomycota; Eurotiomycetes; Eurotiales; Aspergillaceae
Product: telomere-binding alpha subunit central domain protein
Exons: 4
Coding region: 251-2089 (612 amino acids)
Biological process (GO): telomere capping; regulation of telomere maintenance via telomerase
Cellular component (GO): nuclear telomere cap complex; chromosome, telomeric region
Molecular function (GO): telomerase inhibitor activity; G-rich strand telomeric DNA binding
Source: RefSeq, a predicted model, not a curated record
UAUUUUGAGAGUGUCGUGCUGCUGUGUUGUUAGAUACACCGUGAAAUGGGCUCUGAUCAAUAAUUGUCGAUCAAAUUGACCCUGGUUCGGGAAGCUACACGUGAUAUUCCUGUUCGCGGACACCACUCUGGAUCUCGGGGUGAUUACUACGAUUUGCCAAUAUCCAGUCAGGAAAGGGCGUGUUCUUAUGCUCUUUUAAAUGCAUCCCUGGCCGUUUGCAUCACUAUCCCAUAUCUUCCGAAUGUGAGCAAUGGUGCCGCCAGGCUACGUGGAUAUUACCACGGCCCUAUACUCCAGAGGUUCCGUGAACGUGAUUGGGGUUGUUGUCGAUGUCUUUGGGGAUGUCUUCAGAACAGGUGGUUCGUCCGUAUGUAUUACGUUUACUUUGAAAGACACAAAUCUGGAAAACGGGCAUUCUUGGGACGGACUGAAAAUCAAGUAUUUCAACGAUGAUCGAGCAUCAUUACCUCCGGUCAAGGAGCGCGACGUUGUACUCUUACAAGAUCUCCGGGUAAGGACAUUCAACGGGAAGACGAUCGCAGUUGCUUCCCAGCAUGAGACGGUUCCGUGGGCCAUUUACCGGCAAGAGUCAGACGCAAGAACCACAGCGGCACCAAUCUCUGGCCCGGAUCCUUUUGAACCAUCUCAUUUGGAAAAGAAAUAUGCAUUAGCGCUGCUGAAACGUGCCUCUUCGGUUGAUGCCACCGGGCAUCUGCGUGCCGUGGAGGCUUAUAAGAGCUCUCAAGUGGUUCAAGCUUCCGUGCCCACUCGAAAACCUGGCGGAAAACAGUUUUCUCUUAUCAAGGACAUCGAGGAGCGCACAUAUGUGAUCCUCGUCUGCGAAGUACUCAACAUCAGCGUAAAUGAUAGUGAAAAGCUUAUCAUCGAUGUCACUGAUUACACUUCUAAUGAGAGUUUGUCGAAUGACGAGGCAGAUGAUGACGACGGCCGUGAAGGAGACAGCUUCAACUACUUAGCACCACGCCCGAAGAGGAAGCGAAACGGGCCUUUGGGACGAAUGACGCUUCGGAUAACGCUUUGGGACCCGCAUGCUGCCUUUGCUCGCGUAAAUAUCCGACCAAACCAUUUUGUACACUUGAACAAUGUGCACAUUAAACGGGGCCGUAUCUAUAAAAAUUUGGAAGCCAGUAUCCAUACUGACCGUCAUUACCCGGACAAAAUCUGCAUCACGAAAGUGAACCCUUCAAACGACGAACGAGCGCGUGCAUUGCUAGAUCGCAGGAAGGAGUAUUGGGCAAAACACUACAGCAAAGAAGAUGCUCAGGAAGAAAAUACGGAAAAGCCUGCGAACUUUAAGAAGACCAAGCAGACCAAACCGCAGAAAAAGCAGGAAAAGAAAAAUGAAGAAGGCCAAAAUCCGCUUGAGAUUAGCAAAAGAACUCGCUUAAACGUGCAUAUUAAAGCCAUGAAUGUUUCCAUCAAAUGCAAGCGACUGGAGGACAUCUUGACCAAUGAAUCCCACGAAUAUAAGACCCCCGAGGGCAUCGAAUACCGUCUUCCAUUCCAAAACAUCUGCUACCGAUCGGAUAUCCGCGUGGUCGACUUUUUCCCUCCCAACCUGGAAGACUUCGCUGUGCCCGAGGAGCCCGAUAGCAAUAGAUUAACUGCGUCUGAUGGUGAACUCGAUAUUUCCAGUCACCCAAAAAGCUUCACAAGGUGGGAAUGGCGAUUCUGUCUUCUCGUCGAAAACUCCACCCCUCCAGGCCCAGGCGUCCCCAAGGAGAGGAUACGCCUUUAUGUCUCCGGACCAGAUGCCGAGUGUCUACUGGGUUUAGAUCCCGUCGAUCUACGAAAGAAAAAGGCUUCAUUGCGUGAGCUAAAGGAAAAGCUCUUCAUCCUAUGGGGCGAUCUCGAAGAACGGAAGUCACAAGCUGCCGCUGAGGGUAAAACAGACCCCCAGAGCUGGGGCCCUGUGUCCUCAGUUCCAUUUACGUGCUGUAUCAAAGAGUACGGUGUGAGAUGCUCGCAUGUUGAUGAUGCAGAUGAUUCCAAUCUUGGUUGUGAGAAUGAGGGCUGUUUCGGCUGGGAGAGACGGUUGGGAAUGUUUCAGACGACAAUUCAUUCGUAGGCGGUUUGGUUUUGUGGUAUAUAUACGAUUUUCAUUGUGUCUUCGCUCCUAGGGUAUGUUGAAUAUCUUAAUUCUUACGGGUCAGUGUAUUUCAGGAACUGUUUGUUAUGGUUUGUGCUAUUUUCGAGAUACCAUAUAUAGUUUCUUCUAUUUCGACUUUCUUUAAUCGAUCCACAUUUAC